Messenger RNA from Asparagus officinalis (garden asparagus), 2195 nucleotides. Its product is annotated as probable serine/threonine-protein kinase WNK5. Gene Ontology annotation, cellular component: cytoplasm. Gene Ontology annotation, biological process: protein phosphorylation; intracellular signal transduction. The transcript has 8 exons. The record is from RefSeq and is a predicted model, not a curated record. Lineage: Eukaryota; Viridiplantae; Streptophyta; Magnoliopsida; Asparagales; Asparagaceae. Gene Ontology annotation, molecular function: protein serine/threonine kinase activity; ATP binding.
AGUCUCAAUGUCUACAUAUGGCGCGUGGGGCUCUACAAACCUGUAGGUUUGAUCAUGCGCAGCCAAAAAGUGGUGCACUAGAGUUCGAUGCAGUGCUUGGAAAAGGAGCCAUGAAGACAGUCUACAGGGCAUUCGAUGAAUUGAACGGUAUCGAGGUUGCCUGGAAUCAGGCAAAGUUGUGCGAUGUGCUUCGGUCUCCAGAUGCACUUCAGAGAAUGUACUCUGAAGUCCACUUGCUCAGCAGUCUUCAGCAUGAAUCAAUCAUUCGGUAUCACGCCUCUUGGGUUGAUGUCAGCCAGAGGACCUUUAAUUUUAUCACCGAAAUGUUCACUUCUGGAACAUUAAGAGAGUACGCACUAAGAAGUAACCCUUUUGUUUUUUUUGCCAUAUAAUUUUGCUGGGCCCGCCAGAUCCUCCACGGCCUAGUUUACCUCCACGGCCACGAUCCUCCAGUAAUACACAGAGAUCUCAAAUGUGACAACAUUUUCGUCAAUGGCCAUCUAGGCCAAGUCAAAAUUGGUGAUUUAGGCCUUGCUGCUGUUCUUCGAGGCUCACAGGCAGCUCACAGUGUUAUAGGUACUCCGGAGUUUAUGGCGCCAGAACUCUAUGAAGAAGAGUAUAAUGAACUUGUUGACAUAUACUCGUUUGGUAUGUGUGUGCUCGAAAUGCUCACCACUGAGUACCCUUACAGUGAAUGCCACAAUCCUGCUCAAAUCUACAAGAAAGUCACAACGGGAAAGCUACCAGAUGUUUUCUAUAGAAUACAAGACCCUGAAGCACAACGUUUCAUUGGUCGAUGCUUGGAGACCGCAUCCACGAGAUCAUCAGCUGAGGAGCUUUUAUUGGACCCUUUUCUUUUAGAUGAUGAUCACCGUGUUCCUCUUCCUACAUCGGCCUUUAAAGCUAUGGAUAUUGGCACAAGUAGGCAGGAACACCAAAAUAUGUCAGGUGAUUUUGAUCGAAGCAAAACCAUAAAGCGAACAGAUAUGACUAUCACUGGGAAGAUGAAUCCUGAAGACGAUACUAUCUUUUUGAAAGUUCAGAUUGCCGAUAAAGAUGGUCAUCUAAGGAACAUAUACUUCCCUUUUGACAUCCUCACCGACACACCAGUAGACGUUGCAAAUGAGAUGGUGAAGGAACUGGAGAUCACAGACCGAGAUCCAGCUGAAAUCGCCGAAGUGAUAGCUCAGGAGAUCUCAAUUCUGGUGCCAGAAUGGAACGGAGGAAUACAAGCUGAUCAACAUCAGCAGGAUCAUCAUGUGUACAACUAUGAAGAUGAUGCUGAAGACGGAAGUGGUCACCCUUUCUGUUAUCUGUCUUCUCCGAGUUCCUCGUAUCAGGGCUCAGUUUAUGGCAUGAACCAGCAUCGACAGAGCUGUAAUCGGAAUAGUGAGCCCUAUCAAGAUUUGGCAGGAGAUGGCCUAUUUCACGACGACGACGAAGACGACACAAGCUCAAUGCACUCUGGCAGGUACUCAUCAAUAAACUACUCCUCAGGCAAUGAGCAUGAAACCGAACCCCACCCCUCUCACACAAACAAGAAUCACAACCUGACGAGGUUCUUCCCUGAAGAAUGCCAAGUACCUGACCUCAAAUUUCAAAGGCAGUGCAGUAUGCCACCAUCCGAAUCCUCUUCAACAGUUUGCAGAGGCAAGAGGCAUGUUCACAACUGUUCGUUGCUGAGGAACCGAUCCUUUGUGGACCUGAGAAGCCAGUUGCUGCACCGGACGCUGGUGGAGGAGUUGAGCAGGCGGCACUUCAAGACAGUGGGGGCUGUGGAGAACAUCGGGUUUCAGAUGCCAUGUGGGAGUACGAACGAGGGGUCAUCGUCCGAGAGGAGAGAUUCUAGGGUGCAGCCCUGGAGGAGGAGGUAGAAGAGAGACGCUCUUGUUGUGAGGAUCUUUGUCAAUGGGAAGUUUUUGGUGGAGUAGAGAGGUGCACCUACUAGUGUGGAUGCUUGGUGUUUGUAAAUUAAGUUGUAUAUAGUGUGAGAGCAUUUGGUGUGUGCUUGUUACGAAUGCUGAUUGGUAAUAAGGGCAGCUUUGAUUGUCGCUUGCAAGAAUUCCGUGAGCUUCAGUUGUGGGAUCUUAAAUGGCUAGUUAUAUUUGUCUGUUUUCUUUUUGUAUUUAAAAAGAGAGGAGAUCUAUUUAUGUAGUUAAGUAAAGUCAAUGUUUGUUACCUCCACGGUUCUGUCA